Mercenaria mercenaria is the source of this 1935-nucleotide messenger RNA. RefSeq lists its product as uncharacterized. Lineage: Eukaryota; Metazoa; Mollusca; Bivalvia; Venerida; Veneridae. The transcript is spliced from 3 exons. Gene Ontology annotation, biological process: DNA integration. Gene Ontology annotation, molecular function: nucleic acid binding. The record is from RefSeq and is a predicted model, not a curated record. Bases 1 to 1935 code for a protein of 644 amino acids.
AUGAAUCUUCCAGAAUUGUCGAAGGUAAGUAUUGACAGGUGUUUGAAGCCAGGCAAGUUAGACAAAUCUUCCAAGAUAGAGUUACACAUGUUCAGUGAUGCAUCUGAACAGGCGUACGGAUCAGCGGUGUAUGUGAAGAUUUACGACGCCGAAGGAAACAGUAAGUGUAGUCUCGUUAUGGGAAAAUCCCGGUUGGCGCCGAUCAAAUCUAUUUCAAUACCUAGGCUGGAGCUAGCUGCAGCAGUGCUUGCUGUGAAGUUGUAUCGGCUAAUGAAACAGGAGUUAGAUUUGAAUAUAGAUAAAAGAUACUUCUGGACAGAUUCUAUGAUCGUUCUAGGGUACAUCCAGAAUGCGAAAAGACGAUUCAAGACUUUCGUUGCCAAUAGACUGGCAAUUAUUCAUGAUGUAACAACGCCGCAGGACUGGAGGUACGUACCUACAAAGGAAAAUCCUGCUGACUUUGCGUCAAGGGGCGUGCACCCUCACGAAACGGAUAAGCUUUCAACGUGGCUUAGAGGUCCAAAAUUUCUGCAGUGCGAUAGUUCACACUGGCCAGGAACCCCAGGCCUUGUGACGAUAGAUGUUAAUGAUACAGAAUUAAAGACAGAGGUUAGUACGACGCACGUGACACAAGGUAAGUGUGAUAAGGGAAUAAGUGAUCUUUUAGCAAAGUAUUCCGACUGGCAUAAACUACAACGAGCUGUAGCUUACAUUCUUAGGUUCAAACAGUACUUCUUUCAAAGGAACUCGAGAUCAAAAGAAAGUACCGGAACUUCAGUAAAACGCGGGAGUUUGACUGUAUGUGAGAUUCGAGAAGCGACCAAAGCUAUUCUCAUGUUUGUACAAGGGAAAGCGUUCGAUAUUGAAAUAAACAGUGUCAUGAAAACAGGUCGUGUUCCAAAAGUAAGUUCUCUUACCAAAUUAAGCCCCGUUUACAUAGGAAGUCUCCUGAGAGUCGGCGGACGACUUGAUAAUUCCAACUUACACAGUGAUGUGAAGCACCCGAUUAUUUUGCCAAACAAUCACCAUGUGACGAGGAUUCUGAUUAGGAAAUAUCAUGAAAUCAAUGCGCACAUGGGCGCUCACCACAUUUUGUCAUUGAUUAGACAGAAAUACUGGAUUGUCCACGGACUUAAAACUGUGAAGUCGGAACUGAGCAAAUGUAUUGAAUGCAAGCGAAAACUACAACGUCCCCAAACGCAACAGAUGGGACAACUUCCAGCCGAGAGACUCAUACCAGACAAAGCACCGUUUACGUACGUUUGCGUUGAUUAUUUCGGUCCGAUGUAUGUGAAAUCUGGUAGGAGGCAUCUGAAAAGGUACGGCUGUUUGUUCACUUGCUUGACUACCAGGGCGGUACAUAUAGAAAUAGCCCACAGUCUUGACACGGAUUCGUUUAUAUGUGCCUUACAGCGGUUUUUAAGCCGUCGAGGACGCCCCGUAAAGAUCUUCAGUGAUAACGGAACAAAUCUCAGAGCAGGAGAAAGGGAGUUACGAGAAUCAGUUCAGCAAUGGAACCAAAGUCGCUUGUCUAAAUAUUUCCUUCAAGAGACGAUUGACUGGCACUUUAAUCCCCCUUAUGCAAGUCACAUGGGUGGUGUCUGGGAAAGGUUGGUAAGAUCAAUCAAAAAUGCGGUAAAAUCGGUUAUUCGUGAACAGCUUCUGGGUGACGAAGCUUUAAUGACACUGAUGACGGAAGUCGAAAAAAAACUGAAUGAUCGACCAAUAACUCAGGUAAGACAAAAAUGGCACAAUGUACAGAGAAAUUUGACGGUAAAUGACCUUGUGCUUGUCUGUGACGAACCGUCUACACGCGGUCGCUGGCCUCUAGGACGUGUGCUUGAGGUUAGUAAAGGGAGAGACGGACUUGAGCGGUCAUGUAGGGUUAGGGUAAAUGGUUCAGAGAAAAUAACCGUUGUUGAUGUACGAUAUUGA